This is a messenger RNA of Anopheles stephensi (Asian malaria mosquito), 2666 nucleotides long. RefSeq names its product U3 small nucleolar RNA-associated protein 14 homolog A. The coding region runs from base 142 to 2580 and encodes 812 amino acids. The record is from RefSeq and is a predicted model, not a curated record. NCBI's taxonomy places the organism in Eukaryota, Metazoa, Arthropoda, Insecta, Diptera, Culicidae. Gene Ontology annotation, biological process: rRNA processing. Gene Ontology annotation, cellular component: nucleolus; small-subunit processome. The transcript has a single exon.
UUGCGAACUGUCAAGUGCGGCAGACGUAAAUAAACGUGAUUUCGUCGUAGCAACAUGCGGUCAGCUUGAAGCGAACUAAAAGAAAUAUUUCCCUUUUCAGUGUAAAAACCUUUUAAUUGCUCGCAACUAAACCACAUUACAAUGCCGGUGGAAAUGGAGGACAAGUUUUCCGAAGACGAAGCACGGAACGAUAGCGAGCAGGAGGAGGACAUCGAUCCCAAAGCACAUGCGAAGCUGAUCGACGGUAUCAACAACCUUACCGGUUCGCACUUUAUCCGUGAGGUGACCCGCACGGAACCCUCCCUGAAGCGGACCGAGUUUGGAUUGACGAAAUCGAAAGAGGAAAAAGUGCGGUUGGGUGAUUUGGUGAAGUUGUUUACCAAAUCGAAAAAGCACACGGAUGUGGUGAAACAGCUCGAUAAGCUAAAGAAGCGGCACCCUUUGGCACAACCGCUAGAAAAGCCGGUCGCCGAUAGAAUAGCGCGGAAGGCGGGAUUUGAGCGUGUGCAGAAAGAUCUGGACCGGUGGCAGGCGGUCGUUACGGCCACGAAAGUAGCACCGCAGACGGUGUACCCGCUGCUGUACGGUGGGACGACCGUGCACGACGCACCACCGAAGAAGCUGUCCGAGUAUCGGGUGAAGACGAAGCUGAUGGAAGAGUUGGAAGGGCUGGAGAAAGAGUACGCUGGGCCGGAAGGCGAUGAUGAGGGGGAAGGUUCGGAUGACGAUGCCCCGAACUACGAGCUGACGCUGGAGGAGAUGCGUGAGAAGCAGCGCGAACGUGCCCGGCAGAAGAUGCGUGAAUCGUACGAGAUAGCGAAGGGCCGUCGGUUGAACAAGAUCAAGAGCAAAAAGUAUCACCGGCUGCUUAAGAAGGACAAGCUGAAGGAACAGAUGAAAAAGUUCGAAGAGCUAAAGGAGAAAAAUCCCGAGGAAGCCCUUCGACAGCUCGACCAUAUCGAGAAGCAGCGCUUUCAGGAGCGUGUGUCGUUGCGGCACAAGAAUACGGGCACGUGGGCGAAGAAUCUACAGGUGCGUGCAAAGUACGAUAUGGAGGUGAGGCGCGAGCUGGCGGAACAGCUUGCCAUCGGACGAGAAUUGACGGCAAAGCGCAUGCAGCAGGGAGACAGCAGUUCCGAGUCGGAUGGUGAGACGGAGCCGAGGAGGGGUGGCAAAAGCGGAGCGAACCCGUGGACGGAGAGUGUCGGCGAUCAUGAACAGCAUGCCAACAAUGAAGCGAAUCUUAGCGGUGGAUAUCGCAAGUAUUGGGAAGAACGUAAUCAGAUCGAGCAGAUCAAAAAGCAGUUGAAUGGUGAAGCAAUGAAUGGAAAAACCACCGAAGAAGGGUAUAAUGAAGAUGGAACAUGCUUAAAGAUUAAAGAGGAAAAACUUGAGGACGAUGAAACUGAGCCUGUACUAAAACCCAAACAGAAAGGUGAGAAAAAAUGCACCAAAAAAAGCAAGAGAAAAGUUGUAAUGGCAUCGGGUAGCUGGGAGGUAGAAGACGUCGAUGAAGUGCAGCCGAAAACGAGCAAAAAAGCUGCGUCGAAAAAGAAAGCUAAAAACAAGCGGGAAGAUAACGUGGCCAGCGUGGAGAAAAUGUUCCAAGAAGCUGAGGAACUGAUCGAGGAUGUGCUGACCAGCAAGUUGGAACGCGUGCGGCGUAACAUGCAGGAGGAUGAGGAGAAGAGGAAAGGGGAGACGGCAACAGAUUCACAAAAUUUAGAAGCAAAGAAAGGCAACUCGACCGACUUGAGCUUCAAGCAAAAGGCUAGCCUGGCUGAUGCAGAUGAGGAGAUGGUUGAAACGGUAGAGAAGGGAGCAUCGGACCAAUCGACCCCGGCACUGGCCACACUGAACGCUGCACAGCUUUCGAAUGGUACGUCCACCACCGAUCCAACGGUAAAAGCGUCAGCCGAAAUCAAUCUAAAGCAGGUGGUGCAAAUGAAACCGAAGCAUCUACUAACAGCCCUUCCCAACACGAUCGUGUCGGGCGAACUGUCGGAGGAUGAGGACGUGAAAGACGCGCACCGACUCACGAUUGCCGAAGCGUUCGAGGAUGACGACAUUGUGGCGGACUUUGCCAAGGAAAAGCAGGACGAACGGCAAAAAGAUAUACCGCAGGAGAUCGAGCUCUCCCUACCGGGGUGGGGCCAUUGGGCUGGGGCAGGCAUUAAACCGCGCAAGGACGCCCGGAAGCUGUUUAAACCACCGCCAGCGCUACCGCGGCGCGACGAUAACCGCGACCAGGUGAUCAUCAACGAGGAUGGGCUGAAGAACGAGAAGCUAGGCAAACAUCUGGUCAACGAGGUACCGUUCCCGUUCCUUACGGUGAAGGAUUACGAGGCAUCGCUGAGGGCACCGAUAGGCCGGACGUUCAUACCGGAAACGGCACACGCAACGAUGGUUCAGCCGCGCGUCAUCACCAAGCUGGGUGCCGUGAUAGAACCGAUGAAGAAAGACAUGUUGGUCGAAAAUCGGUCUAGGUUGAUGAGGGUUGGAAAGCGGCAGCAGAACGAAGCGAACGACGCGUACAACGCGUACGUGGAAAAGAAUCACAGGCGAGCUUUUGGACGGUAAAGUGCCAUGGGUGGUGUGCGGAGGUUCGGGGGCGAUUAAUUGAGCCAAUAAAUUGAUAACCAUUAAAUGCUGUAAGGGAAAAGUGA